This is a messenger RNA of Anas platyrhynchos (mallard), 4138 nucleotides long. Its product is annotated as myosin-IIIb. Gene Ontology annotation, biological process: peptidyl-serine phosphorylation; regulation of actin filament length. Gene Ontology annotation, cellular component: myosin complex. The record is from RefSeq and is a predicted model, not a curated record. Lineage: Eukaryota; Metazoa; Chordata; Aves; Anseriformes; Anatidae. Gene Ontology annotation, molecular function: protein serine/threonine kinase activity; ATP binding; protein binding.
GGCCGCCGCCCCGCGUUCAAAUGGCGGCCCCGCCUCACAGGGCGGCCCCGGGGCGGAGCGGUGGCAGCGGCGGGGAGGGACGAGCCGAGCCGGGACGGCUCCGGGGAGCGGGGAGCGGCAUGAUGCCUCCCGGGGAGCCGCAGCAGCCGGCCGGCUCGGUGGGGAACCUGGCGGCGCUGGCGGAGCUGGACGAGGCGUCGCUGCUGCAGGGGCUGCGGGAGCGGUUCCUGAGGCAGCAGGUCUACACCGAUGUGGGGGACAUCCUCAUCGCCCUCAACCCCUUCCAGCCCCUGCAGCUCUAUGGCAGAGAGGUCUCCGAGCAGUACCGGUGCCACGAUGAGGGCUCGCUGCCUCCACACAUCUUCGCCGUGGCCGACAGGGCCUACCACGCCAUGCUGGGCCGCCGGGGAGCCCGUCCGCAGAGCCAGUGCAUCGUCAUCAGUGGAGAAAGCGGUGCAGGGAAAACAGAGAGUACAAAGCUACUGUUGCAGCACAUAAUGAACCUAUGCAAAGGCAACUCACAGCUGGAGCAGCAGAUCCUUCAGGUAAAUCCAUUGCUUGAAGCUUUUGGCAAUGCCCAGACUGUGAUGAAUGACAACAGUAGCCGCUUUGGAAAAUACAUACAGCUGCGUUUCCAGAACAAUACAGUGCGAGGUGCAAAGCUGAGUGAAUAUUUGUUAGAGAAGUCACGGGUAGUGCAACACGAUACUGGCGAGAGGAAUUUUCAUAUCUUCUACUACAUGUUUGCUGGACUGUCUUCAGAAGAAAAGGAGAUGUAUGGGCUGUUGGAUCCUUCACUCUACAGGUACAUAAGUGGACAGUUUGGUACAGAGGACGUAGCUCAGCGCUGGAAGCAGAAAUACCAAGAGGUGUGCAAUGCCCUUGACAUGGUGGGCUUCCAAGAACAGGAACAAGUGGACAUGCAGGCAAUCUUGGCUGGUGUAUUGUCUCUGGGCAACGUGACCUUCGAGCCUCCAGAGAGCAAUGGGUCUCUAAAAAUGAGUGAAGCCUCCCGGGGAUGGCUGAAGGCUGCAGCGGGUCAGUUUGGAGUCCAGGAGGAUGAACUAUUGAAAUGCCUCAUUUGCACAAUGUCAGUGACCCGAGGAGAGCAGAUUCAGCGUUUUCACACCCAGCAGCAGGCAGAAGAUGCUCGGGACUCCAUUGCAAAGGUGGCAUAUGGCCGAGUAUUUGGCUGGAUUGUUUCCAAGAUCAAUGAGCUGUUGGCUGAGAACGUGGAUCCUGAAGUAGAGCUGAGGGAGAUAGGUAUCUUGGAUAUUUUUGGGUUUGAAAACUUUGCAGUGAAUCGUUUCGAACAGCUCUGCAUAAACUUGGCCAAUGAGCAGCUGCAGCACUUCUUCAACCAUCACAUUUUCCAGCUGGAGCAGGCUGCCUACAGGGCGGAAGAACUGUCUUGGGAGACUAUCACAUUCAACAAUAACGAACCUAUUCUGAAUCUGCUCCUGGCCAAGCCACUUGGGCUGCUGUCCCUUCUGGAUGAGCAGAGUGCGUUCCCUCAGGCAACUGAUAAGACAUUUGUGGAUAAGCUAAACAGCAGUUUUAAAGGGAAUUUACACUUCCAGCCGGCCCGAGGACGUGUUUUGGGCUUCAGCAUCAUUCACUAUGCUGGGAAGGUACAAUACACUGCUGAUGGCUUUCUAGAGAAGAACAGAGACACCUUGCCAGCUAAUGUCCGUGGGCUCUUCAUCAACAGCAUCACCCCCUUGCUCAGUAUGCUGUUCACAGCCACUAUCUCCAGGACAGGGACACUGAUGCCACAUGUGAAAGCCAAGAUCGUACCAGAAGCAGACAACAAGUUCAACAGUACACGAAAGCAGUCUGCUGGAGCUCAGUUCCGGCAUUCCCUGAUGGUUCUCAUGGAGAGGAUGUAUUCUGCAAACCCACACUUUGUGCGCUGUAUAAAGCCCAAUAGCCAGAAAGAGCCAGGCGUUGUGGACAACCAGAUGUUGCUACAGCAGCUCCGGUACAAUGGACUGCUGGAGACUAUCCGGAUCCGAAGAGACGGUUUCUCCUGGAGACCAUCAUUUGAGGAAUUUGCUGAAAGAUAUGGAAUUCUUCUAGUUAAACCAGAUGUUUCCCUCAACAAAGAAAGCUGCUUGAAGAUACUACAAAGUACAGACGUGACGGGCUGGAUAUGUGGAAAGUCACGGCUUUUCUUUAAAUAUUGGCACCAGGAACAGCUGGCAAAGUAUGUGGAGCGACUAGAGAGAGCAGCAGUUGUCAUACAGAAAGUUUUCAGGGGUUUCCGAUGCAGGAAGAGUUACCUGGAGCUGGUGGCUGAGCUGAGAGCUCAAGCACAGCGGCAACAGGAAGAGGCAGAGAGAGAAAGAAGCCGACAGCAGGCAAUGGAAGCAGAGGCCCAAAAAAGAAUCUCCCUUCCAAUCCCUGUGCCACGGAAAAGACUCCCUAGGCCUUAUCCCCAUCCUCAGACUGUCCCUGACAUGCCACCACAGCCACCGGUGCCACGGCCACGCAGCAAACUAACAGAGUUCACUCCUUUCGACAACUUCCUUCAUCCUACUGGGCCUCGCCCUGUUCCGGGGACAGAGGAACAGACUGGAGAAGAGGCAAAAAUGAGGCAACUCAAGAGAGGAGCAACUCUCCGCUGGUUCAGAGAGACGCAAGCCCAGAAGGUCAUGCAGGAUGAUGGGGCCUUUCCGAGCUGGCUGCAUGGAAUGAUCAGCCGGAGGGAAGCUGAAAACCUGCUGAUUGACAAGCCUUUGGGUUGCUUCCUUGUUCGGAUCAGCCAGAGCCGACCAGGCUACACCCUGACGUACAGGGGCGAAGGCCGCUGCAGACACUACAUGAUCGAGAUGCAGCCCAACACACGCUACGUGAUCCUGGGGGAAGACCGUGCUCACACAUCUCUCACCGAACUGGUUCAGUAUCACCAGACUGUGGGCAUCCAGCCCUUCAUGGAGAAACUGACUGUUCCCUGCGGGCAGAAUAGCAGCGAGAGUUUGGAUUAUGAAGACCUGGAGUCCCCCACAGUGACCCCUGCCAUGGCGGCAGAGGAGAGCCCCCACGAGGAGCAGACCUCUGCCAGUGCCUGUCCAGCUGACAGGAACACCCUGAAGGCGGGAGCAGCCACAGUUCUCAGGUCCAUGUGGUUCAGGAGGACCAAGAAUUUCCAAGAGCAACAGAGCCUGGACAAGAGCAAGACAAAGUCAAGCCUGGGCAAGGCGGGAAGCAGGCAGCGGGCCUUCCCUCGCCUUCACUCUUCCAUACGUGUGGCAAUGAAGGAAAUCCAGCAGUUCUCUUCCGUUCCCUUGAGUGGCUCCUUGAAGGAACUCCAGCAUUGAGGAUGUACAGCCGAGUGACAUGGUCAGAGUGUCUCAGCCCCAUCCUCUUCCAGUGCUGCUGGGCCUUGCAUAACUGGGUGAACAUAUACAGACAUACAGUAGUCUUCUUUCUUACCAUUUUUUGCUGCACCCAGCUGGCCCUGUGUCCUUGGACUGGACUCCUGCAGAAAUGAAUGUUCUUCAGCACUCAGAGGGUCUCAGUGGCUGAGACUUCAGCAUCUGGAUCAUCCUGGCAAAGAGGAGAGCAUGGGAACAGUCGUGCUCUGCACAGAUCCUCAGUACCUGACAACCUGCAUGUCAAUACUUAAACAUGCCUUGAGACCCCUCACCUCGUGCUGUUAAUAGUCACAAGCUGGAUAUUUCACAACAAUGUGUUCCCUCAGAGCUGCCUGUACUGAUUUCCUACCUGUUUCUCCUCAAGUCCUCUGUCUUUUGGUCCUUUGGACCUGCUGCUCUGGGUGCUAAGGAAAGCUGGGCUCAGGCUUGGGAGGUAAGGAAUGAAACUUCUGUGUUCUUUUUGUUGAAUGCAGGAGUACUUGAACAGACGCAGAGACAUGGGAUGAGGAGAUCUUCCUGCCCCUGCAGGAAUUUCCUGACCUUGCAUCAGUUUUGUUCUGGCAUGCUGAUUCCCUUCCCUCAGCCAAAGCUCAAGUGAGGGCACCGUUGCUGAAACAUUUGUCUGCAAGUCAGGGAAUCACUGCAAUUCCAGGCUGUAGAAUAUGCUUCUUUUCACUGAGGGGAGAGGGAUUGGGAACAUACAGGACCAUGCUACUUGUUAUGUAUUUUCUACCUUUAAUAAAAAAUAUGUUUUCAAUUAA